Molecule: messenger RNA, 1032 nt
Organism: Diaporthe amygdali
Lineage: Eukaryota; Fungi; Ascomycota; Sordariomycetes; Diaporthales; Diaporthaceae
Product: cop9 signalosome complex subunit 5
Exons: 1
Coding region: 1-1032 (343 amino acids)
Biological process (GO): protein deneddylation
Cellular component (GO): cytoplasm; COP9 signalosome
Molecular function (GO): protein binding; deNEDDylase activity; metallopeptidase activity
Source: RefSeq, a predicted model, not a curated record
AUGGAGGCAACAACCGCCCUCCAAGACUGGGAGCUUCAGAACAAAAUCGAGCUCAUCGACCCCACCCGCGAUUCUCUCUACAACUUUGACGCCGACAGCCAAAAGGCCCUGCAGGAGAAGAAGCUAUGGAAGAGCGAUCCCAACCACUUCAAGAAGGUGCGCAUUAGCGCCGUCGCCCUCAUCAAGAUGGUCAUGCAUGCGCGGUCGGGCGGCAACAUCGAGAUCAUGGGCCUGAUGCAAGGUUACGUGGAGAACGGCGCACUGGUGAUUACCGACGCCUUCCGCCUCCCGGUGGAGGGCACCGAGACGCGAGUCAACGCCCAGGACGAGGCCAACGAGUACAUGGUUGAGUUCCCGCGGCUGUGCAGAGAGCAAGGCUCACGGCAGGAGAACUUGGUGGGAUGGUAUCACAGCCACCCUGGCUAUGGCUGCUGGCUGUCAGGCAUCGACGUCGGUACCCAGGCUCAGUGGCAGAAGUACAACGACCCUUUCGUCGCGGUGGUCAUUGACCCCCACCGCACCAUUGCCGCGGGCAAGGUUGAGAUUGGCGCAUUCAGGACAUACCCCGAAGAUUACAAGCCCGCUGGUAAUGCUGAUUCGGAGUCCUUCCAGGCCGUGCCGCUGGCCAAGGCGGAGGAUUUUGGUGCGCAUGCAAGUCGGUACUACAGUCUGGAGGUGGAGACGUUCAAGAGCACGCUGGAGGCGCACCUGUUGGAUCUGCUGUGGAACAAGUACUGGGUCCAGACGCUGUCGGCGAACCCACUCAUCACGAAUCGCGAUUUUGGAAGCAAGCUCAUGCAAGACCUUGGCUCAAAGGUCAAGCAGCUCAACUCUACCAUGCAGCGCAAGAGCAGGACCGGCGCGCAGAUGGGCUCUUCUAUCCUACUGGGUGCUGAUAGGGACAACAGCGUGGACCAGAACGUCGACAAGCUCGCUCGAGACGCGAAGCAGAUUGCCGCCAAGGAGAAGACUGGCCUGAUGGCUGUGCAGGUGAAGGCGAAGCUCUUCAAUGAUUUGGGCACUGAGUCGUAA